GAACCAACGAAAAUAUCUCUUCCUACUCCGUUAGUUAGAAUAUACGCCGCCGUACUCGCUACGGGUCCACAAGCAGAUUAAUAAUAUCUCGCCGUCGUUACGAUGGUUCGCUGCGCCGCCGCUGCUCUCCUCAUCCUCAUGUUCUCGAUCAUCGCCGCCUCCGACGCCCGCAGCUUCCUGAAACUGCCGUCCGACGCCGCUAGGUUCUUCCGCCCCGCCGCAGAGGAGAGCAGAGGAGCUGACCCCGUGGGAACUCGGUGGGCGGUCCUUCUAGCGGGAUCCAAUGGUUAUUGGAACUACCGCCAUCAGGCUGAUAUAUGCCAUGCCUAUCAGUUAUUAAAAAAAGGCGGCCUCAAGGAUGAAAAUAUAGUUGUAUUUAUGUAUGAUGACAUUGCGCACAAUGAAGAGAACCCCAGGAAAGGGAUUAUCAUCAACAGCCCUCAUGGUGGCGAUGUUUAUCAAGGAGUUCCUAAAGAUUACACAGGGGAUGAUGUUACUGUUAGCAACUUUCUUGCUGUUAUCCUUGGAGACAAAACUGCUGUUAAAGGCGGUAGCAAGAAGGUUGUUGAUAGCGGUCCAGACGAUCAUAUAUUUAUUUAUUAUUCUGAUCAUGGUGGCCCUGGUGUUCUUGGUAUGCCCACCAGUCCUUAUCUCUAUGCUGAUGAGCUGAAUGCUGCCUUGAAAAAGAAGCAUGCUGCUGGAGCAUAUAAAAGUUUGGUAUUCUAUCUAGAGGCGUGUGAGUCUGGGAGCAUCUUUGAGGGUCUUCUGCCUCAAGGUUUAAAUAUUUAUGCAACAACAGCUUCAAACGCUGAAGAAAGUAGCUGGGGGACAUACUGUCCAGGAGAGUUUCCUAGUCCUCCUCCAGAAUAUGAGACUUGCUUAGGUGAUUUGUAUAGUGUUGCCUGGAUGGAAGAUAGUGACAAACACAACCUAAGGACUGAAUCGCUGAAGCAGCAAUAUCGCCUGGUGAAGGAUAGAACUCUCAGUGGUAACUCUGCCUAUGGAUCCCACGUGAUGCAAUAUGGAGAUCUAGACAUCACCAAGGAUUCCCUUUUCCUGUAUAUGGGUACGAAUCCUGCAAAUGAGAAUUACACCUUUGUGGAUGAAAAUUCACUGAGAUUUUCAAAUAGGGCGGUGAAUCAGCGUGAUGCAGACCUUUUGCAUUUCUGGGACAAGUUGCGCAAUGCCCCAGAAGGCUCUGCAAGGAAAUCUGAAGCUCAGAAACAGUUCACAGAAGCCAUUUCACACAGAAUGCACUUGGACAACAACAUUGUGCUUAUCGGGAAGCUCUUGUUUGGAAUUGAGAGAGGUCCUAAGGUGCUGAACAAGAUCCGUGAUCCAGGCCUACCCCUCGUCGAUGACUGGAGCUGCCUCAAGUCAUUUGUGAGAACUUUUGAGCAGCACUGCGGGUCGUUGUCACAAUACGGGAUGAAACACAUGCGUUCAGUUGCUAACAUAUGUAAUGCGGGGGUCAGGAAGGAGGAGAUGGCGGAGGCAUCAGCCCAAGCUUGCCCCACCUUUCCUUCCAACACUUGGAGCUCUCUCCACAGAGGGUUCAGUGCAUAAGUUCCAGUGAAAUGUUUGGGGUUAUACACAUCACUUAUAAUUUUGUAUAAUGGCAGCUUUACUGCUUUCAUAUGCAUACCAGAAAUGUCCUAUCCUCUAUGUAAAAUCUAUGUCAAUACCUCUUCAUCGCAAUGCAUCUAAUAGCCACUCUCCUCUGUAAAUAGUCUUUACUGAACCUAUAGUAAAACCUUUGUAAAAUUCUUCCUAGUGGUUUUAAUGUUACUUUUGCCUAUAUCUCUUGAUUUUUUGUUUGUAUGAGAAAUCUCAAUUUGGGUUGUGGAAAGUAAUUUGAGAUUAUACAGUAGUUUAUCAGUU
Messenger RNA from Cuscuta europaea, 1881 nucleotides. The record is from the annotation of a GenBank genome assembly. NCBI's taxonomy places the organism in Eukaryota, Viridiplantae, Streptophyta, Magnoliopsida, Solanales, Convolvulaceae.